ACACGAGUAAAAUAAUGGUCCCCUCCCCUCCCCUCCCCGGUGGGCGGGGUCUCUGAGCUCUACAUCAUCGUACCCUCAAAUCUGCAGUUUCACAAAGAGAAGAAGGAAAACGCGUCCGCUCGCCGCCGCUUCAUGUGUGACCAUAGAUCCUGUCGCCACCAGUCAGAAAGCAGCGUGGUUCACAGGACAGGAAGUUACACAAUCAGGCUUCAUGGAGAUAAAGCUGAGUGAAGCAAUGACAGAACAGAGGAAAUUUUCCAACAGAUGACACAGUCCAAAUAUGCUGACAUAGCAGGCUGAACGGUUGAUUGACAGCUCAACAACACGUCCUUCCUCCUGCCGCCAUCCACUCAUCGUCCGUCCAGCCAUGUUGGUGAGAAGAAAGCUGUGCGUUGCCGCGGUGAUCGCUGCCAUCCUCAUGCUCGCCAGUCAGAGCAUCCAGAGGAGACAUUUCCCGCCUCUGUCACUAGUCACGCCCAUCAUCUGGGCCACGCCCAGCGGCAGGGAGACAGUAGUUGAACCCACUGCGCCUCCUGCUGAUCUGAACCCUGACCCUCCCAGCACCCCCCAGCCUGAAGCCAAGGAGGAGCCUUUAGUAACCUCCAAGUCUGUCCUGAGGCCGUGUGGUUGUCCUGUGUCCUGUAUUUCAGACCUGGGUGGGUCAGACUGGUUCAGCCAACGCUAUGACCCCAAACAGCAGCCCGUCCUCCAAGCCACUAACAACAACUUUGACCCUGAUGCACUCAGAUGGUGGCUGGGUCUUCAGCGGUCCAGUAACGACCAGACUCUAGAAGAAGUGAUGUCAAAGAUGUUCCAGGUCAUUUCCCCGCCCACUGUGGACUUCAGGCCCCUCCCCUCCCGUUGCCGUAGUUGCGCGGUGGUCGGCAACUCUGGCAACCUACAACGGUCAGGGUAUGGCAACCUGAUCAACUCCCACGACUCCGUAAUCCGGAUGAACAAGGCGGUGACUCGAGGAUUUGAGAAAGAUGUUGGGAAUCGGACUACGCAUCACUUCCUGUACCCGGAGAGCGCGGUGGACGUUGAUCGAGGCGUCAGCCUUGUCCUGCUGCCGUUCAAACUGAGAGACCUGGAGUGGCUGACCAGCGCGCUGUCCACCGGCAAAGUCAAAAUGACCUACAUGAGGGUUAAAGAAAGAGUGGAGGCUGAUAAAGACAAGGUUCUGGUGGUGAACCCGGUGUUCUUUAAGUAUGUUUAUGAUCGUUGGACUGAGCAUCAGGGUCGCUACCCGUCCACCGGCAUGCUUGCCAUCAUCUUCGCUCUGCACACCUGUGACCAGGUGUCGGUCUUCGGUUAUGGCGCCAACCAGCAGGGAAACUGGCAUCACUACUGGGAGGAGAAUCGCUAUGCUGGAGCCUUCAGGAAGACCGGCGUCCACAGUGCCGACUUUGAAACGAAGAUCAUCCACCAGCUCGCCAAGGAGCACAAGAUCAGUCUGCACCUGUGACACGACCUCUGACCUACAAACAUACCUACAGACUUACAGACCUGACUUACAGACCUGCUGACUGACCAGCAGGUCAUCAACCACUUAAUUGUUGAGACCAAGAACCAGCUGCAUCUCAUCUGGUUUUCGGCUGAGUCUGGUUGAUUGUGUCCUUUGGCACUGAAAAACCAAAUUUGAGCCAACUCUGGGACC
Messenger RNA from Siniperca chuatsi (mandarin fish), 1657 nucleotides. Its product is annotated as CMP-N-acetylneuraminate-beta-galactosamide-alpha-2,3-sialyltransferase 2-like. The record is from RefSeq and is a predicted model, not a curated record. The transcript has 9 exons. The coding region runs from base 368 to 1465 and encodes 365 amino acids. NCBI's taxonomy places the organism in Eukaryota, Metazoa, Chordata, Actinopteri, Centrarchiformes, Sinipercidae. Gene Ontology annotation, molecular function: beta-galactoside (CMP) alpha-2,3-sialyltransferase activity.